This is a messenger RNA of Gossypium raimondii (Peruvian cotton), 1609 nucleotides long. Its product is annotated as SH3 domain-containing protein C23A1.17. Gene Ontology annotation, cellular component: nucleosome; nucleus; nucleolus. The coding region runs from base 42 to 1322 and encodes 426 amino acids. Gene Ontology annotation, molecular function: nucleosomal DNA binding; structural constituent of chromatin; double-stranded DNA binding. Gene Ontology annotation, biological process: nucleosome assembly; chromosome condensation; negative regulation of DNA recombination. The record is from RefSeq and is a predicted model, not a curated record. The transcript is spliced from 3 exons. Lineage: Eukaryota; Viridiplantae; Streptophyta; Magnoliopsida; Malvales; Malvaceae.
ACUAGAAUUAUCUCUUUCCCGACAUUUCACCAUACCUAAAAAUGGACCCUUUUUUCUCUUCCAUGCCCGUAGCCCCUCCUCCCCCGAUCCCUCCCCCGUCCGUCAUCCCUGUCGUCCCUCCUUUUGUCUCUAACCCUACGACGGCGACGACGGUGGCUGGUGGUCCACCACCGAGUUUCGACCACCCAUCUUACUCUGACAUGAUAUGCGAAGCUAUCGGGGCUUUAAAAGACAAGAAUGGGUCAAGCAAAAGGGCUAUAGCUAAGUACAUAGAGUCAGCUCACAAGGACUUGCCACCAACACACUCGGCCUUGUUGACUCACCACUUGAAGCGCUUGAAAAACAACGGUAUCUUAGUCAUGGUCAAGAAAUCUUAUAAGCUUGCUUCUACUGCUAGAUCUGAGGUUCCUAUCCCCGAUUCUACUCCUUCCAACCCUCCCGAUGUUUCUUCUCCUCCUGGAUUCAAACGAAGCCGUGGUCGUCCUCCUAAACCCAAACCCACAAUUUCUGCUCCUGCCGACCCUAUUCCUCAGCAGCAGCAGCAGCAACAGCAACCGCUGCCUGCUCCGAUUCCCGAUGCCACUAAAAGGUCUCCCGGUAGGCCCAGGAAGAAUGGUCCCGUUGCUCCACUUGGGGUUAGGAAGGGCCGGGGUCGUCCACCCAAAACUGGCCCUAAGAAGAGUCCCGGUCGUCCCAGGAAGCCCAAAACGGUCAGGUCGGUGGUGGGGGCUAAUGCGAUGAAAAGGGGUCGUGGGCGGCCGCCUAAGGUCUUGAACCAGAUGCCUCAACCGGCUGUUAUGCCGAUCCAGGGUCAGCCCAUGGCUGUUCCUUAUGCUGAUACCGCUGCUGCUGUUCCUACUACUACUGCCGUUGCUGCUGGUCCGAGGCCUAGAGGAAGGCCAAAAGGCACUGCCGUGGCUCCUGCUGGCCUUGCGGUCCCUGGAAAGGGGAGAGGUCGACCACCCAAGAGUAGUGGGGUCGCCGCGAAGCCCAUCAAGCCCAAGAAAUCUACUGGAAAGCCUGUUGGCCGCCCCAAGAAGACAACGGAUGGAGCAGCAUCAUAUGGCGAUCUGAAGAGAAAACUUGAAUUCUUUCAAUCAAAAGUGAAGCAAGCAGUUGGAGUACUAAAGUCUCAGUUCAGCAGUGAAAGCAACAUCAGUGCAAUCGAUGCUAUCCAAGAGUUAGAAGUACUUGCAGCUAUGGACAUUAACAAACCAUUUAAAGAUGAUGCUCAGCCACCGCCACCGCCCCCACCACCCCCAGCACCAGAACCGACACAGCCAGCACCGAUGCCCCAAAAUAUGGAAGGACAAGUGUAUUAAUAACGAAGCCCUAUCUCUCUGUAUGAUUAUUAAGAAGGCAAGGCGUGGAAGAAAAUGUUCUGACCCUAGACAUAUGAUAUUUCUGUAAAGGGAAAAGUAGGAAGUUGCAGAUCAUCUAAUUUGUGUUGUUAUUGUUGUUGAGGUGUGUGUUCGUUUGUGAACCCUGUUCAUCGACUUUUAAUUAUUCCCCCUCAUUUAGUGCAACAUUAGUCAAGCAUCCUUGUUCGCUUGGUUAUUAUUAUGAAUUUGAUACUAGUAGUGUAUUUGAAAUAUCCAUUUCGGGUUUA